Erinaceus europaeus (western European hedgehog) is the source of this 1588-nucleotide messenger RNA. It is a transcript of the gene TMEM98, whose product is annotated as transmembrane protein 98. Gene Ontology annotation, cellular component: endoplasmic reticulum. The record is from RefSeq and is a predicted model, not a curated record. Lineage: Eukaryota; Metazoa; Chordata; Mammalia; Eulipotyphla; Erinaceidae. The transcript has 7 exons. Bases 239 to 919 code for a protein of 226 amino acids.
AUUUGGAUGCCGGGCGCGCGUCUCCCCCUCCCACACCUCCUGGGGGCCUGGCAGCGCAGCCCGGACUUUAUCUGCGCUCCUGGCCCGGCCCCGCUCCUUCCCGGCAUGCCCCGCUCGCCCAGCCGCCCGCCAGCCCCGCACCCGGACUUUGCCUUCUGCGGGGCGGGCGGCGGGGCUCGCAGGAGCUGCAGCCGGAGCCUUCAGCUCACGUGGGGGAUGUGACCAGGACUGAGACAGCAUGGAGACUGUGGUGAUUGUUGCCAUAGGUGUGCUCGCCACCAUCUUCCUGGCCUCAUUUGCAGCCUUGGUGGUGGUUUGCAGGCAACGCUACUGCCGCCCUCGGGACCUGCUGCAGCGUUAUGAUUCCAAGCCCAUUGUGGACCUCAUUGGUGCCAUGGAGACCCAGUCUGAGCCCUCGGAGUUAGAACUGGACGAUGUUGUCAUCACUAAUCCUCACAUCGAGGCCAUUCUGGAGAAUGAAGACUGGAUUGAAGAUGCCUCGGGUCUCAUGUCUCACUGCAUUGCCAUCUUGAAGAUUUGUCACACUCUGACAGAAAAACUAGUUGCCAUGACAAUGGGCUCCGGGGCCAAAAUGAAGACUUCAGCCAGUGUCAGUGACAUCAUUGUGGUGGCCAAGAGGAUCAGCCCUAGAGUGGAUGAUGUUGUGAAAUCAAUGUACCCUCCGCUGGACCCCAAACUCCUAGAUGCGCGGACCACUGCCCUGCUUCUGUCUGUCAGUCAUCUGGUGCUGGUGACCAGGAAUGCCUGCCAUCUGACUGGGGGCCUAGAUUGGAUUGACCAGUCACUGUCAGCCGCCGAGGAGCACUUGGAAGUUCUUCGAGAAGCAGCUCUGGCAUCUGAGCCAGAUAAAGGCCUUUCAGGGCCUGAAGGCUUCCUGCAGGAGCAAUCAGCCAUCUAGUGCCUGCUGGCCAGCAGUUGACCACAAGUGACAUCCUGCUGUCAUCCCUGGGUGGCAUAGGUGCCUUCUGCUUUUAUCUGUAGACUUAGCUGUUCUCCAUGACUCAGGAUUCCAGCUGCGUGCAUUGUAAAGCAGGGGCGCUCCGGUGGUGGAUGCCCCUAUUGCAGUUGCAAAUGGUGGCUGGUAAGUGGCAGUCUAUUACCACAGUUAGGGAGAUGGUAUUCACCAUCUGUGUAAAGUGCUUUGAAAAUUCCUGGUCUGUAAACAUUAUUUAGCUCACCUGGGGUUUUCAAGAAAAUUAAGCCACCAUCUAGGAAGCAGCUUUCAGUUUGAAAUCAGAUUUUCUGACUUCUCUUGCACAAUCAGAAGAUGAGGCAACUCUGACAUGCAUUUUCAAAAGAGGACAAUCAAUUGAGACUAAGUAAGAGUUGCCUCUUUUGAUAAGACCUGUAUUAUCUUACCUGGCUUGUUCUGUUUAUUUGUGCUAGUCACCUAGUCCCUGUGGCAUCUUGAGUUUCACUUCCCCUUCAAGGUUUAGUUUUAAAGGUGGACACUACAAUUGAUUAUGCCUUUUUUUGGUUGUUAUUUGUUUUGUUUUCUUUCAUUAUGCCUGCAAUUCUACCUAGCAACCACUAGGAGGAUAGUAAAUCAUUACUAGUUUUCCUACAA